Molecule: messenger RNA, 1191 nt
Organism: Sinocyclocheilus anshuiensis
Lineage: Eukaryota; Metazoa; Chordata; Actinopteri; Cypriniformes; Cyprinidae
Product: tumor necrosis factor receptor superfamily member EDAR
Exons: 9
Coding region: 1-1191 (396 amino acids)
Biological process (GO): positive regulation of canonical NF-kappaB signal transduction; positive regulation of JNK cascade
Cellular component (GO): plasma membrane
Molecular function (GO): signaling receptor activity
Source: RefSeq, a predicted model, not a curated record
AUGGCGAGUACCAACAUCUCAGUCUCUUUUAUCUCCGCUCAAGACUCUCAAACCGACACCGGAGGCCAAAAGAACAAAAACUGUGGUUAUGGCUAUAAGGAUGAGGACUACAGCUGCGUGGCCUGUCCGGCCGGGAAAUUCUCCAAAGGCAAGUACGAGAUCUGCCGUCGCCACAAAGACUGCGACUCGCUGUACCGUGCCACCGUCCUGACGCCGGGGACUCUGGAGAGCGACGCCGAGUGCGGACCGUGUUUACCGGGGUACUACAUUCUGGAGAACCGUCCGCGUAACAUCUAUGGCAUGGUGUGUCACUCCUGUCAGAACGCUCCUCGAAACAUCAAAGAGUGCAUGCAGUCGACGCCGCCGUCAUUGGGACGAGCUCCCAGCGUGUCGUCCAGCAGCACCACCAUAUUCCCACACGGAGAGAAAGAUCCAACAGGACAAGGUCACCUAGCAACGGCCCUCAUCAUCGCCAUGUCAACCAUCUUCAUCAUGGCCAUCGCUAUAGUGAUGAUCAUCAUGUUCUACAUCCUGAAGACCAAACCGAGUGGACAAGAGGCGUGUCAUUCAAACACUAAACGCUUGCACUGUUGUAGUGAGAACGACGCGUCAUCAGAGAAUGAGCAGCUCUUGAGUCGCAGCAUUGAUAGUGACGAGGAAGCAGCUCAGGACAAACAGGGAGCUGCUGACCUUUGCCUUCUGUCUCUGGUGCAUCUGACGCGGGACAAGACCUGCUCCACCAACCCCAUCAGCAACAUCAACAACACCACCAGCAGCAGAGCCACCGGGAUUCACAGCAGAAGGAAAAAGAUCCUGGAUUUGUACACAAAAGCCUGCAGUGUUGCGGAGGGUCUGAGUCCGACCGAGCUGCCGUUCGACUGUCUGGAGCGCAGCAGCCGCAUGCUCAGCGCCACCUACAGCACGGACAAGGCAGUGGUGAAGACGUGGAGGCACCUCGCCGAGAGCUUCGGCCUCAAGCGCGACGAGAUCGGAGGCAUGACGGACGGCAUGCAGCUGUUCGACCGCAUCAGUACGGCGGGAUACAGCAUCCCGGACCUGCUGACCCGUCUGGUCCAGAUCGAGCGGCUGGAUGCCGUCGAGACCCUCUGCUUCGACAUUCUGGGCCCCGAGAACAGCGUCCCUCCAUCCAGCCACCAUCCCAAUCUCACCUCCCGCUGCGCCAGCGUCUGA